UUCAAAGGGAGAAGGAGGAGGAGCAGAGAAAUAUCGCCAUAACUUUCUGCACUGAGUUUCUCCAGAGUCCUUCCAUUGAGACAAUACUGACAAAAUCAGAGCUCCAGGCACAGCUCAUGGAAUGGACCCAAGAUAAAAACCCCAUUGUACGUCGGCUCAGUCUGCGAGGCCUUGGCAGUAUUGUGCUCCAGCCAGAAAAGGUGCACUCGUUACGGGCCCAGCUGCCAGCGAUCAUGGACAUGUUCUGUGACACGGAUAGAGGGCGUGUCAUGGGAGCCAUGCAUCAAGCUGCAGACAUCAUCUACCUCCUGGAUGGGGAGGGGCUUGGCUCCAUCUCCCAGGACAUUGCAGUCAGCCUUCGCCCCUUCAUUGAUGACGAGAGGGACAGCGUGCGCUCCGUUGCCAUUUUACUGCUUGGCAACGUGGUGAGCAGCGUGAAGGACCCGGACAAACCCAUCGUGCAGCAGAAGAUGAUCCACUGCUUGCUCCCGCUCCUGCUGCACCUUGAAGACCGGGAUGAGAGUGUGACACUGAGAUGCAAACUGACGCUCUUCCGCUGCAGUGUUUCUCAGGUGGGCUCAUUUGAAGACGCUGUUCCGCAGCAUGGCCUGGGAUGGCUCCACACAGCUCCGGAAGUGUGCCUGGAAGUGCUUGGUAGGUGA
Mauremys reevesii (Reeves's turtle) is the source of this 662-nucleotide messenger RNA. Its product is annotated as maestro heat-like repeat family member 5. The transcript has 5 exons. The record is from RefSeq and is a predicted model, not a curated record. Bases 117 to 662 code for a protein of 181 amino acids. Gene Ontology annotation, cellular component: cytoplasm. Lineage: Eukaryota; Metazoa; Chordata; Testudines; Geoemydidae.